UGUGUGACAACAAGGGUUUUCCAUCAAUCAUCUUUCUUGAUCGCUUUCUCUGUGCUUAAUUAUUUGUCAAACCCACUUUCUUUGCCAUUCUUCAUUGAUCUGGGUUUUUCAUUUCUUAUGAAAAAGAUCAAGAUUUGUGUGUGUUUUUAAGUGGGUUUUCACAUACAACCUUCUUCAGUAAUGGGUAAUGUAAAUGGCAGAAAAGCAAACAGUGAAGAGCUUGAUCAAGAUGAGCAAGGCCAUGUCCAGGCGCAGGUUAGCAGCAGUCAUCAUGCACAUAUGGUUAACCCCUCUUCUCAUAUGUGCACUCCUCAGGUCCCUGUUGAUCCUUGUCAAAACCCUAAUCAAAUCAUGCAAAUGGAAAAGAUUGGAUCUAACGAACCAUCAACACAAUAUCGAACCGCCGUAAUCAGAUGGAUUCAUGACGGAACUCGGGUUGCUAUUGAGGGAUCAUGGGAUUACUGGAAAACAAGAGAAUUCCUAGAUGGAUCAUCGGGCAGCGAAUUUUCUAUCGUUAAGAUGCUUAGUGUCGGUGUUCAUCUUUAUCGUUAUAAUGUUGAUGGGCAGUGGACUUAUGCUCCUGAGUUGCCACACGAGUGCGAUGAAAUGGGAAACAUUUUCAACGUAUUGAACUUGAAAAACAAUUUUCAAGAACCCGAGUGCCCGUCAUCACCGAUAUCAAGCUACAGCAAUCCAGCCUUCACUUUAGACGAUCUGAACGAGAAGCUGCCUGAAUUACCUCCGUUACUACAACAGAUGCCUCUAAAUCAGGCAGCUGCCUCCACGAACCACCUAGAGGAACCGUUAUCGGUCAAUUUAAACCAUCUGUACUGUCAAAGAGGCGAUCGCAGUCAGCCAACUCUUGCGCUGAGUUCUUCCCUGCGAUUUCGGUCCAAAUUUGUUACUGCAGUGCUGUACAAGCCGUUAAAGAAAGUAGGAAACUAGAAACUUGCCGUCUUUUUUGAUGGAAU
Messenger RNA from Cynara cardunculus var. scolymus (artichoke), 971 nucleotides. Its product is annotated as SNF1-related protein kinase regulatory subunit beta-2-like. NCBI's taxonomy places the organism in Eukaryota, Viridiplantae, Streptophyta, Magnoliopsida, Asterales, Asteraceae. The transcript has 4 exons. Gene Ontology annotation, molecular function: protein binding. The record is from RefSeq and is a predicted model, not a curated record. Bases 181 to 945 code for a protein of 254 amino acids.